UACCAUCUGAAACUGGUGAAUUACUUCUGAAUGUUUGCCAAUUAUGGAUGAGGCUUUGGAAGUGAGAACGGAUGGCAAUUCUUUGCUCAAAGCUGUUUAUCUUUGCAGACUUCGCCUCACAAGACUGUUGAUAGAAGGUGGAGCUUACAUUAAUGAAAGCAAUGACCGAGGGGAGACACCCCUAAUGAUUGCUUGCAAGACAAGAUAUGCUGAUCAGCAAAGUGUCAGCAAGGUGAAAAUGGUAAAAUUCCUUUUAGAAAACAAAGCAGAUCCAAAUAUCCAAGACAAAUCUGGAAAGACAGCCCUGAUGCAUGCUUGUUUAGAAAAAGCUGGGUCUGAAGUAGUUUCAUAUCUGCUUAAAAGUGGUGCUGACCCAAGUUUAGAGGAUCAUUUUGGUUGCUCUGCUUUACUUUAUGCUAUAAAAUCUGAUGAUAAAGAAUCUCUUAAAGUCCUUCUUGAUGCCUGCAAGGCAAAAGGGAAGGAAGUCAUUAUAAUUACAAUGGACAAAUCACCCUCAGGAAGACAAACAACUAAACAAUAUUUAAAUGUGCCUCCUACACCAAAUCUGGAAGACCAGCAUUCUUCAUUCUUCUGUGCAUCCCCUUCAGAGGUUGAGCUGAAAACAUCAUCCUCACUUGUAGAAGCCAAAGAAAUGAGUAAAAAUAUUUUCAGUUUCAAAGAGCCUUGCCAUCAGCUGAACAGCAAAGGUUCUUCUCAGCCAGGUUCUCCUAGCCGGAAGCCUAACCAAGUACAUGUUGAUGACAAACUGCCACACUUACAUAGGCUGAAUUCUGAACCAUGGCUUAAAAUCCCACCAUCACUACUUCAUCAAAAUAAAGCCUGCUCUUUUCAUGAAGAACUGCAGUGCAUCACACCAGAAGAAGAAGAUGAAAUGUCUUUUAAAAUCAAUGGUCUUGCUUUACACAAGCGAUAUAUCACCAGACAUCAGAGCAUUGAUGUCAAGGACAGUAUUGGCUUACUGAAGACUUUAGAGCAAAGCUCAGAUAACAGUGGCCCAAGAAAACUCUCUUAUGAUGAGGCUCACUCAAACUUGCUGUGUCCAGAGUCUGGUCAUAGUAGCUGCACUGUGCCUGUGGAUCAGGAACCAGAUUCGAUUCACAUGCUUGGCAUUUCCAGCCUAAGGAAUAUUGUCCAAAGGAGAAAUGUAGGAGCUGAACACUACAAUUCUGAUUCACAGCUGACUGUUCAGCCCAGCCAGAUUUCUACAGAGGACAGUAAAUCACUUUUGGAAAAGAAAAAGCGCCUGUCUAAUGCAUCAUCUCUGUUAUCAAUUUCCAGAGAAUCUCUAGAAAAUAUAACAUCUGGCUGUCUUAGUAGGAGGCAUCCCUCUAUUUUAGAAAGACGUGGCUCAGGGGCUUUGCUUCUGGAUCAUAUUUCCCAGGCAAGACCAGGUUUCCUGCCACCAUUAAAUGUGAACCCUCAUCCACCCAUUCCAGAUAUUACCAUUAACAAGUCAGGUUGUACAGUUUCCAGUGGGCCAAAAUCAUUCAUACCAACAGCACCCAACUUUCCCAAGGAUGUGACAAGCAAGAAAAUGUUGCUAAGGAGACACUCAAUGCAUGCAGAGCAAAUCAAACACUUAACAAACUUUGAAGAACUAUUUGGCCAGUAGAAGCCCUUGUCCAUAAACAAAUGUGAAUAUGUCAUUUGAAAAUAGCUGGAGAUAGAUAAGUCAUUAGGAUGAUUCCUUUGGCUGUCACCCCAUUUCAGUUCUACUAAACAGUAGCUAGUAUUACAAAGGGGCAUCAGUAAAUAUAAAUUAUGCAUAUAUAUUCAGGUUAUGACUAACAUGCAAUGCUCCAUAGUAUCUAUUUUUUCCUUGGAUCUUUCCUCAGGUUACAAAAAUACCUUUAUCAAAUUAGAAUGUUGCAAAAGUUUUUCCCUGUCUAUAUUCUUUCUCUCCAUGAAUUGUAUUUAUUUCCAUAGCUAACAAAUGUAAGCAAACUGAUGGAAAAUAAAACAGAUAAUGUCAA
Protopterus annectens (West African lungfish) is the source of this 1994-nucleotide messenger RNA. RefSeq names its product ankyrin repeat domain 34B (gene ANKRD34B). NCBI's taxonomy places the organism in Eukaryota, Metazoa, Chordata, Ceratodontiformes, Protopteridae. Gene Ontology annotation, molecular function: protein binding. The record is from RefSeq and is a predicted model, not a curated record. Bases 44 to 1633 code for a protein of 529 amino acids. The transcript has a single exon.